CGCCGCCCGCUUGACAGCUUCCUUGAUUGUAAUGAAGCGUUCGUGUGACGCUGAGCUCGGCAGGUUAAACUGAGCAGGAAGAAGCGAUAGUUCACAGCACUUAGGAAGUAAACAUUUUUUCUUUUUCAAACAGUUUUUGAGUUAAAUUUAAAGAGACGACGCGAAGAUGUCUGUUGCCGGACUGAGGAAACAGUUUUAUAAAGCCAGUCAGCUGAUGAGUGAAAAGGUGGGGGGUGCAGAAGGAACAAAACUGGAUGAGGACUUUAAAGACCUUGAGAGGAAAGCUGACAUCACCAGUAAAGCCAUAACAGACGUACUCUCUAAGACCACAGAAUACCUGCAGCCCAACCCAGCAUCGAGAGCGAAGCUGACCAUGGUUAACACAAUGUCUAAGAUGCGUGGUCAGGUGAAAAACCCAGGAUACCCACAGGCUGAAGGGCUUCUUGGAGAAUGUAUGCUGAAAUAUGGGCGAGACAUGGGAGAGGACACCAACUUUGGUGGUGCUUUAGUGGAGAUGGGAGAAGCAAUGAAGAGACUGGCAGAAAUAAAAGACUCUCUGGACAUUGACGUCAAGCAGAACUUCAUCGACCCUUUCCAAACUAUAGUUGAUAAAGACCUAAAAGACAUACAGCAUCACCUUAAGAAACUGGAAGGCCGUCGUUUGGAUUACGACUACAAGAAGAAGCGUCAGGGAAAGAUUCCCGAUGAAGAGCUGAGACAGGCGGUGGAGAAAUUUCAGGAAUCAAAAGAGGUGGCAGAAACCAGCAUGCAAGACCUUCUGGAUACUGAUGUGGAGCAGGUGAGUCAGUUGGCAGCUCUGGUCGAAUCUCAGGUGCAGUUUCACAGGCAGUCGAUGGAGGUCCUGGAGGAGUUGGCUCAGAAGAUGAGAGAGAGAGUAAACCAGGCUCAGUCACAGCCCCGUCAGAAACGGAUGCCGGCGUCCAGACCCACUUUUGAUCAUUCGGGAGCUGAAGAUGCCAAUGGAGGGUGGAGUCCUGACGGUAAUCCGCCCUCCUAUUCAACCUCAGCGGCAGCCACCGCCUUCAACAGGGCAUCUUCACGCAAAAGCCGUAAUUCGACGGAUCAGCCGUGUUGUAAGGCGCUGUUCGACUUCGAGCCGGAGAAUGACGGUGAGCUGGGAUUCAAUGAGGGUGAGAUCAUCACGCUGACUAAUCAGAUCGACGAGAACUGGUUUGAGGGAACCGUACGUGGCCAGACAGGAUUGUUCCCCUGUAACUAUGUAGAGGUGAUGGUCCCACUCGGACAGUGAUCAGACAAGUAGAGGGCAUCAGGUACAGACACACCUGUGCUACACUGGGGUAAACAUAGGACUACUGCUUCACUAUGAGCACUUUGAACUUGUUAAAGAUGUCGGAGGAUACGUGUCUGGAUUAUGUUAGACCUCAGGUCCAGCCUUGAUGUUUAUCUUAGUAAAAUAAAGAAUUACUGUAUAGUAUGUAAAAAUUAAAUCUGUGGUAAGGGGGUUCAUUUUCCAGUCAAAUAGAUAUUUUUCAUACUAUUUUCCUAUGAGUGCUUCUGUUGGUAAUUACUGCCCUCUAGUGGUCAAAUGUGAAUACAACUAUACUUAAUGUUGGCUGCCAUUUGUCAAUCAUAGCUCAGUGGGCGUGGCCUUGUUGUGACAUGCAUAACUCGUUUUGCUUGAUAAUACAACUGUUUUGAACAUGUUAAGUUCAUUUAAAUAUCAUGCGAAAGUAACUUCUACUAAAGCUAGGUUUGUUACGGGUACCUUAAAUGCUUUUUAUAAAAUAAGCGUGUAUAAAUAAUAAGGUCAAUACUGACCUGUAAUGUGUUUAAGAUACAGAAAAAUAAGCCGAAAAAAAUUGCAUAAUUGUUUAAUUGAAAAUGAAAUAAUGAUUAUGUAAGGUACGGUACAUCUACAGAAAAAGGUACAAAAGGUGUCACUGGGACGUGAAGCACACACAUCACCUUUUCUCUAUUUAUUGAAAUCGUUUUUGAGAAACUGUAAUGUUUAUUUACCAUGAGAACAGAGAGAUACUGUACUAAACUAAACCUCAUAUAUUACUGUUUUCACAGGGAUGUUAGGAAAGGGACAUUUAAGAACCAAUACUGAUUUAGUUUCUCUUCAGGCCAGGUUUAAUAUUUAUCCUAUUAAAUCCAAAUGACCCCGCUUCAGUUUUGUCUCUCACUUACAAAACAUAGUAACACAUAGGACAUCGAAACUGUGCCUUGGGCCUUGUUUAUAAAACAGUAAUUUACGAAACCGAUUUCUGUGUACAUUGAUCAUACUGUAAACAAACUUCUUAUGUAAAUUGUCACAUUGACCUUUAGUUUACCUCAAAAAGAAAGGAUUUAUGAAUGAUUGCCAUAUAUAAAUGAAUUCUGCUGGUGUUUUAUACUGCUGUGGGUAACCAAAUGUUUACAUACUUAUAACGUUGUAUUUAAAGUCGGUUUUGUGUUCACCUUCUAUUGUAUUGAUGUUAUUCUUUAUUGUUAAUGUCUAUAACGCCUGCAAAUAGCAGAUAACUUACAGCAAGUCUCUUUAAAUACCGAAUUUAAAUAACUCCCCAUGUUGGUCUUAAACUGACAGCGAUGUUUUUGCAAUACGUGUUGAUGAUAUCUUUGAAUAAUGUGCCAAAGGGAGAAACUGGAUCAGUUUCGAUUUGCAGGCUUUUCAGGGCAGAUCCAGGUGGAGCUGAUCAAGUUUCACAUGCAUUUGUUUUCUUCCCAAAUCAUUUUUUUGGAAUAGUGACUGCAAUAAGAUGUGUAUAGGUAGUAAAUGCUUAAAAAUAAAAGGAUCCAGUUUUAUUUUGUUUAAAGUUAGUAGUGUAAAAGCAUCAAAACUGAUUCAGGGAUUCAUACAGGUUGCUUUUACGUCAUCGUGUAUUUGGUAUUACCGAGUACCAUGAUGUACCAUCAGCCCUUACUGUAUUUCAAAGCAGGAGGGUAAGAUUGCGCCAGCACAUAUUUACUUAUGCAAUUUGUAUCCUAGAGUGGCCUAAAAUAAACCAGCUGUUUAAUUAGUUUAUUUGCCUGACCUGCCCUGUGAAACUAUAUAACAUUGUGCUAAUUUCCAUAUGCUGCUUGUAAAUACUGUAUGCUUAACAUCUUACACCUCUGAAUGAUUAAGUGCCUUACUGAUGCUUUAAAUGUUGGUUACACUACGAUUAAAUGAAUAUUUUUAUAUAUGUUGGGUCUAUGGAAAAACUAUAGAGUCAGAUUAUUUGUCCCUAAUAAACAUUAUCAGACCUUAAUCUGAAAUCAGGUUCAAGAUUAAUGUUAUAGGUUAUUAGAAAGUAUUGAAUUAUUAUUAUUUUUGAAUCAGUAUUUCCUGACAUUUGAUUUAUUUCUGUUGUCCAGGGAUAAGAGAACUGUGUAUUUUUAUCUUAAUAAACAUGGAAAAAUUUG
Messenger RNA from Misgurnus anguillicaudatus (oriental weatherfish), 3387 nucleotides. RefSeq names its product SH3-domain GRB2-like 1a (gene sh3gl1a). Gene Ontology annotation, molecular function: protein binding. The record is from RefSeq and is a predicted model, not a curated record. Gene Ontology annotation, cellular component: glutamatergic synapse; presynapse; cytoplasm. Gene Ontology annotation, biological process: synaptic vesicle uncoating. Lineage: Eukaryota; Metazoa; Chordata; Actinopteri; Cypriniformes; Cobitidae.